AUGGCUCCCAAGAAUGUCACCACCCGGCUUAACCCGCUCCGUUUGAACACCAUCAACCACCUCCGCGUCCGCCGGCCGAACCAGAAUGAGCAGAACACUUGCGUGACUGUCAUGUCCUCGAUGCUGAACUGCUGGGCUUCACACGGAUACGGCUCCGAGGGCUGUGCGGCUCUCGAGGCCCAAUUGCGCAAGUGCAUGGACCAACCUAAACCGCAAGAAAAGAAGAAGAACACCGUCAACUACCACCUGAUGAGAAUGUACCCCAAGGUCGUCGGACCCCGGAAGAAGGACGGUGUGUUGGGCUAA
Penicillium pulvis is the source of this 306-nucleotide messenger RNA. Its product is annotated as mitochondrial 37S ribosomal protein mS37. Gene Ontology annotation, molecular function: structural constituent of ribosome. Gene Ontology annotation, biological process: mitochondrial translation. Gene Ontology annotation, cellular component: mitochondrial small ribosomal subunit. Bases 1 to 306 code for a protein of 101 amino acids. Lineage: Eukaryota; Fungi; Ascomycota; Eurotiomycetes; Eurotiales; Aspergillaceae. The transcript has 3 exons. The record is from RefSeq and is a predicted model, not a curated record.